This is a messenger RNA of Ichthyophthirius multifiliis, 234 nucleotides long. RefSeq lists its product as hypothetical. The record is from RefSeq and is a predicted model, not a curated record. The coding region runs from base 1 to 234 and encodes 77 amino acids. The transcript has 2 exons. NCBI's taxonomy places the organism in Eukaryota, Ciliophora, Oligohymenophorea, Hymenostomatida.
AUGAAAAUAAUUAUUCAAUUUUUCUUUCCUUUCUUUUAUUUAUUAUUACUUCUUGAUCUUGACCUCGAUUUUUUUUUCGGAGACCUUUUCCUAGAGCUUUUAGAAGAAACAGAUGCUUCCUCUUCCGAGUUCUCUGAAGAUGACGAACUUUCCGAAGAAGAUGAGCUUCCCGAAGAAGAAGAACUUGCUUCUUCAUCAUCCGAAGAAGAUGGUGUAACAAUAAUUAUAUAUUGA